Coniosporium apollinis CBS 100218 is the source of this 1713-nucleotide messenger RNA. Its product is annotated as Atypical/ABC1/ABC1-B protein kinase. Gene Ontology annotation, biological process: mitochondrion organization; lipid homeostasis. The record is from RefSeq and is a predicted model, not a curated record. The transcript is spliced from 3 exons. Gene Ontology annotation, cellular component: mitochondrial inner membrane. The coding region runs from base 1 to 1713 and encodes 570 amino acids. Lineage: Eukaryota; Fungi; Ascomycota; Dothideomycetes.
AUGUCUCAUUUGAACCUCUUCCCUUCCUUGUUGCGUAAGGCCGCGCCAUGGACCUGCCGGAGCUGCCACCAACAGCAGCGCCAACAGCUGGCCUCGUGGCGAGGGUUUAGCCAUACCGCAAAGUACAGGGUAAACUCGGUUUCCAAGCGCAGACGCAGGAUUGUUCUCACCGCGGCGGGAGGCACCAUCGCUGCCAGCGCAGUCGCUCUUAGCGAUGAUGCGAAGCAUGCGGUAACGGCUGUCCGGCGCACCACCAGCGUGGUCUCUACGUUAGCGGUCUGCGUAAACGACUACCGGAUAACGCUAAAACACGAGGACGACGAGGACUAUCAGGCACAGCUCAGGGCAUGCCACAAGCGAUGCGCCGACCGGACGUUCGUUGCCAUGGAAAAGAACGGCUCGAUAUUCAUAAAGCUCGGCCAGCAUCUCAGCAGUCUCAACUACCUAUUACCGAGCGAGUGGUGUGAAACAUUUAUACCCUUACAAGACAAGUGUCCCGUGUCAUCAUAUGGGUCUAUCGAAGCGAUGGUACAGCAGGACAUGGGACAGUCGCUGUCUGACCUCUUCUCCGAAUUUGAGCCACUACCGAUAGGGGCGGCAUCGCUGGCGCAGGUACACAGGGCAGUGAUGAAGGAGACCGGGCAGAGGGUAGCUGUAAAGGUCCAGCACCCGUCGCUUGACGAAUGGGCACCUCUCGAUUUGGCCCUUACGAGGCUCACAUUUGCGACGCUCAAGAGGUUCUUCCCGGAGUACGACCUUACGUGGCUGGCCGAGGAGUUGGAAGUCUCACUACCUCAGGAACUGGACUUUCAUCUAGAAGCGGAGAACGCUAUCCGGGCGCGCAACUAUUUCAAGAGCAUCAAGAACGUGCCCCUAAUCAUUCCCGACGUCAUGUGGGCAAGGCGACGCAUCCUCGUCAUGGAAUACCAGACCGGUGCGCGACCUGACGACCUGGCGUAUCUGGACUCGCACGGUAUCGACCGAGACGAGGUUUCCGCAGCGCUCGCCCGCAUCUUCAACGAGAUGAUCUUUGGGACACACGCGCCUCUGCACUGCGACCCGCAUGGCGGCAACAUCGCCAUACGCCACAACCCCUCGCGGCGUGGAAAGGGCAAUUUCGACGUCAUUCUUUAUGACCAUGGCCUGUAUCGCGAUAUCCCUAUCGACCUGCGGCGAUCGUAUGCCAAGCUUUGGCUGGCGGUUCUCGAUGCGGAUGAGCCGCGCAUGCGUAGAUAUGCGUACGAAGUGGCUGGCAUCGGAGACGAGCAUUUCCCUUUGUUCGCGAGCGCGAUCACGGGUCGGGACUACAACGUUGUGAGGCGAAGCGUAGCAUCACAGAGGACACAGGAAGAGAAAGAAAUGAUCUCGGACGCGCUUGGCGAGGGCAUGCUGGCGGAAUUAGUGCAAUUGCUUGCGCAGAUGCCACGGGUUAUGCUUCUCAUCUUGAAGACGAACGACUUAACACGCUCGCUAGACGAGAAUCUCCACACGCGCCAAGGCCCUGUCCGAACAUUCAUGAUUCUAGCCCGUUACGCUUCUCGCACUGUCUACGAGGAGCAAAUGGAGUCUCUCCGUGGAAGCAUUAUUUGGCCGACUAAUUUUAUCCACUUCUUUCGCGCUUGGGUCACCUACAUGCGGGUAGAGCUUAAGCUAAGUUUGUACGAAUGGGGGCUCGAAGCAAGGAGAUUGCUAGGCACGAAGCCAGUGAUUUGA